This is a messenger RNA of Fusarium musae, 1254 nucleotides long. RefSeq lists its product as uncharacterized. The transcript is spliced from 8 exons. NCBI's taxonomy places the organism in Eukaryota, Fungi, Ascomycota, Sordariomycetes, Hypocreales, Nectriaceae. The record is from RefSeq and is a predicted model, not a curated record. The coding region runs from base 1 to 1254 and encodes 417 amino acids.
AUGUCCAACUCGGAUCCUUGCCCCUUCUGCGGCUUCAAGCCGGGCCAAGACGAAUAUGAACUCAUUCUGCACAUAGAGCAGCAACACCCAGACGCUGACGGACCACCACCCACCACCUCCGGAGACACUAUUGAGUGUCCAGAAGGUUGCGGUGAGAUCCUUCGGCUGGACGAGCUAGCUUAUCAUCUCGAGCUUCACGAGCUCGAGGCGCAGGACGCCACGCCCACGCCAGAGCCAGCACCAGCAUCAGCACCAGCACCAGAGCCGGAACAGACUCCCGCUGUGGCCCGGAAGCCGGAGUCUUCAUCUAGAGACAGAGACCGGAAGCACAAGAAAGUCAGCCCUAUCCAGGCCUGGAAGGACCUCUUUUCCGGGCGUAGCUCUCACGGGAGGGAGAGUAACGGCAGCAGUAGUAGGACACGGCACAAGACCAAGAGAGAGGAUGCUGGUAUCACCAAGACUACUAGCAGAGGCUCUUCAAGUCGAGAUAAAAAUGGCGAUCGAGCUAAAUCCAACGUUCGUCUAGGGAAGUCCGAUCUUGGCAGAUUUGCGCAUGAGAGAAAGAUGCCCCCUUGGCUCGUAGAUCUUCUUAAGGAUGAAGGUCAGGUUGUCAACGAUGGCGGUUUCUGUGGCUAUCGAAAUAUCCAGAUGCUCACUUCAAAUAUAAUCGCCGCUUCGAGAGAAGGUUCAAAUCACUUUGGGCGCACGUUUCCUACCAUCUUUCAGAUCCAAGACCUCAUUGAAAAUGCCUGGGACAUGGGUAUCAAUGCCCAAGGAAGAGCAGAGACUGGAGGCAUCAAGGGGACGAGAAAAUACAUCGGUACACCAGAGGCACAGGCUGUGUUUCUCAGCUUGGAGAUACCUUGCUCCGUUCAAGCAUUUAAGGAUCAGGAACGCGGCAAGUCGAAACAACGUCUCUUUGAAGCUAUCGAAGGAUACUUUCGAGGAGGUAUCACAAGCGUCGAAGACCGAAUCCAUCAUACGGACCUGCCACCAAUCUAUCUACAACACCCAGGCCACUCUUUGACAAUCGUUGGCUUCGAGAGGCAAAUGGACGGUCAAGCGAAUCUAUUAGUAUUCGAUCCCAGUUUUCGUGAUUCUACAAAGGUCCGAAACCUCAUCGGCAGAACAGUUCGUCAGAAGCCCUCUUCGAUCGACAGUUUCUUGCAGCCGUACCGUCGUGGCUCUCACUACUUUCGCAAGUACAACCAGUAUGAAGUGCUCUACCUCACAAAGUACGCUGCUGUAUCGUAG